AUGGCGGCAACCGACGAGUCGAACAUGCCCUUCAUAAGGAAUCUCGCAUCCAGCGACCGCAAGACCCGCACCUCAGCCCUCGACACCCUGCGCACCUUCCUCUCGGCCUCGACGACGUCGCGCCAGCUCAGCGCCCUCGACAACCAGAAGCUCUGGAAGGGCCUCUUCUACAGCCUCUGGAUGUGCGACCGGCCGAUCCCGCAGCAGAACCUGUGCGGGGAGCUGGCGGGGCUGAUUAGUAUACUGCCUGACGAGGCCGUCGUGCCGUGGCUCGGCGGGUUCUGGGCCAUCAUGAGCAGGGAGUGGACGAGCAUCGACGUGCUGCGCAUGGAGAAGUUCCUACUGCUCGUGCGGCGCGUCGUGGGCGCCAGUCUGGCGUGGGCAGGCGGGGACGGCGGCAAUAAGAAGAACGGGGGUAGCAAGAAGACGACGAAGGGGGAGGCGCAGAAUAUCGGGCGGGCAGAGGCGAUGAUGGCGCUGCUGGCCGCCUGGCCGCUUGAGCCCACAGGCGACCUGUCUAAGGUGCCGUCCGGGGUGCGGCUGCACGUCCUCGAUAUCUGGGUCGACGAGGCGGAGAAGCUGCGGCUGCUGGAGCAGGGUGCGGAUGAGGGGCAGAAGGAUCUCUUGGACCGGAUACGGCAGCUCGUCGAGGCGCAGAGCAAGUCUACCUGCAAACCUGUGCGCGUCAGGGCGAAGGAGUCGUUGGCCGAUGGGCGGUUACCGUGGAACGCGCCUGGGGAGGCUGGCGACGAUGACGAGGAUGGAGCACCGAAGACCAAAGAUGCCUCUGGCGAUAAGAGUAGCUGGGACGGCUUUGCGGACUGA
This is a messenger RNA of Anthostomella pinea, 825 nucleotides long. Lineage: Eukaryota; Fungi; Ascomycota; Sordariomycetes; Xylariales; Xylariaceae. The record is from the annotation of a GenBank genome assembly.